CCCAGCUGAGUCUCAGAGAGGGAGGUCCUCUGCUAUUGGCUGAGCCUGUAUAGGGGGCGUGGCCUCCUCCGGUGGGGGGUGGUGCUGCUGCAGUGAGCCUCAUUCUUCUGGAGGAGCUGAGCAGAGAGAGACUGUUCUUCCUCCUCACCGUGCACAUAGACCGGCUCAUGCACGAACAGCAGACUCACUGACAGCCAGCAGCACCGACCUCUCUCCUCCUCCGUCCCCGGGUUAGGGUGCACCGUCCUGGGGCUGAACUCUGCGCAGAGCAGCCUCUUCUCUCUGGAGCUCUGGAGCUCUGCAGCCUCGCAGCACAGUCUCUCUGCUGCUGCUCCACCACCUGGCUCUCUCUCUGGCUCUCUGGCUCUCUCUGCAUGUGUGAGGACAGUUGUUAAUCUCUCACACCUUCUGGAGCCUUUUCCCUGUUUCUGGGUGGAUUUGUGAAUGAUUUACCCCCCUCCUGGAUUAAGACAUGGAGUGAUUCAACUACAGUGGAACUAACAACCUUCAACUACAGACACAGGCUGGAUUUUCUCCGGAGGUUCCCGUUGGAGUCGUCGACUUCGACUGAGCAGCUUCUCCGUCACGGUUCCCCCUCGCUGGGAGUUACAUCUGCCAAUCUGAUGAAAGGAUGCUGCAGGGACCUGACGAGGGACUGAGCCCGACCUGAAUCCCCUUCCCCCCCUCCUCUCCUCUCCCCGACCCCUGACUCCCAACCCCCCCGACUCCUUAGAGCCCUCAGCGCCGCCAUCCCAUCAUGAACCUGCUGUGCCGCGGGCGCCUGAAGCUGCUGGUGGCGUCUCUCACGGCCGUCGUCCUGCUCACCUGGCUCUACCUGCUGGCCGGGAACCUGGAGAAUGGUCGCUCCCUCCUCCUGUCUCCCUGUCUGGCCGACACGCCGGCGGCCCAGGUCCUGGAGCGAGCCGUCCUGGAGUCGCGGGUCCGAGAGGUGGAGGAAGAGAACCGGCAGAUCCGGCUGCAGCUCAGCCAGUCGCAGGGCACCGCCGGCCACCCGGCGGACGGUAACUACGCCAACCAGCAGUGGGGAGCCUCCGCGGACACGGGGCCGGAGGACGGGGACAACACGGCGGAGGAGAAGAACAACAACCACACGGAGUGUCCUCGAUCGCCCACCGUCCAGAAGUGUGAGCUGAUCCACGUAGCGUGCGUUUGUGCCGGUCACAACGCCACCAGAGACGUGGUCACACUGGUCAAGUCCGUCCUCUUUCACAGGAGAAAUCCUCUCCACUUCCAUUUCAUCACCGACACAGUAGCCAAUCGUAUCCUGAGCUCUCUGUUUCAGUCCUGGAUGGUCCCGUCGGUGCAAGUCAGCUUCUACGAUGCAGACGAACUCAAGUCCGAGGUGUCGUGGAUACCCAACAAGCACUACUCAGGGAUUUACGGCUUGAUGAAGCUGACGCUAACCAAAGCUUUGCCCUCCGACCUGUCAAAGGUCAUCGUCCUGGACACGGACAUCACCUUCGCCACCGACAUCGCUGAGCUGUGGGGCAUUUUUAGGAAGUUCACCGAUAAACAGGUGAUCGGUCUGGUGGAGAACCAGAGCGACUGGUACCUGGGGAACCUGUGGAAGAACCACAAACCCUGGCCAGCGCUGGGACGAGGCUUCAACACAGGCGUCAUCCUUCUCUACUUGGAGCGACUGCGGCGAAUCGGCUGGGAGCAGAUGUGGCGGCUGACGGCCGAGAGGGAGCUGAUGAGCAUGCUCAGUACAUCGCUGGCUGAUCAGGACAUCUUCAACGCCUUCAUAAAGCAGAACCCGGUCCUGGUCCACCAGCUGCCCUGCUUCUGGAACGUCCAGCUGUCUGAUCACACUCGCUCCGAGCAGUGCUACACCGAGGUGUCCGACCUCAAGGUGAUCCACUGGAACUCUCCCAAGAAGCUCCGGGUGAAGAACAAACACGUGGAGUUCUUCAGGAACCUCUACCUGACCUUCCUGGAGUACGACGGGAACCUGCUGAGACGAGAGCUGUUCGGCUGCCCGAGUCAGGCCAGUCCAGAGAGCGUCCAGCUGCAGGCGGCUCUGGAGGAGCUGGACGAGGACGAUCAGUGUUACGACUUCCGUCGGGAGCGUCUCACCGUCCACAGGGUGCACCUCUACUUCCUGCAGUACGAGUACGCGCCCACCGAGGACGACACCGACAUCACGCUGGUGGCACAGCUCUCCAUGGACAGGCUGCAGAUGCUGGAGGCCAUCUGUAAGCACUGGGAAGGCCCCAUCAGCCUGGCGCUCUACAUGUCGGACGCCGAGGCUCAGCAGUUCCUGCGCUACGCUCAGGCCUCCGAGGUCCUCAAGAACCGCAAGAACGUGGGCUACCACAUCGUGUACAAGGAGGGCCAGUUCUACCCCGUCAACCUGGUGAGGAACGUGGCCCUGAAGAACGCCAACACGCCCUAUGUCUUCCUGACGGACGUGGACUUCCUGCCGAUGUACGGUCUCUACGAUUACCUCAGGAGGUCCGUGGUGCAGCUGGACAUGGCUCACACUAAGAAGGCUCUGGUGGUUCCAGCGUUCGAGACGCUUCGUUACCGUCUGUCCUUCCCCAAAUCCAAAGCUGAGCUGCUCUCCAUGCUGGACAUGGGGACUCUCUACACCUUCAGGUAUCAUGUGUGGCCUAAAGGUCACGCUCCUACCAACUAUGCCAAAUGGCGAACAGCCACCACACCUUACAAGGUGGAGUGGGAGCCGGACUUUGAGCCGUACGUGGUGGUGAGACGAGACUGUCCGGAGUACGACCAGCGCUUCGUGGGCUUCGGCUGGAACAAGGUGUCUCAUAUCCUGGAGCUGGAUGCACAGGAGUACGACCUGAUGGUCCUCCCCAACGCCUUCAUGAUCCACAUGCCCCACGCUCCCAGCUUCGACAUCUCCAAGUUCCGCUCCAGCUCCAGCUACCGCAACUGCCUGAACACCCUGAAGGAGGAGUUCCACCAGGACCUGUCCAGGAAGUACGGCUCGGCCGCUCUCAAGUACCUCACCGCCCAGAGGAACAUCUAAAAGACCGGGACUGCCGAGAGCCGAGCGAGUCCGUCGGAGCCUCCGAGCUCCUGAGAAGCUGGGACACGUACUGCCGCGGCACCGCGCCGCGGGGCCACAUCGCCGCAGGGCGCACACAAACACAGUAAAAGCUUUACAGCCCCCUUUUGAACAUUCUCGGGCUCCUGUGCAUUAAUUCUCCAGUCGACUCCACCUCGAGGUGACGAAGAGGACGAGACGCAGGGGACGACCAACCGGACAGAGCGGCUGCAGCGGGUUUCCUGAAACGCUGUGAGCUGCGAGGGAGCGAUGGCGAUGGAUGAGCGUGGAUACCGACGGGACUAGCUUUAAGGCCGGGAAAUAACAACCAUAUUCUUACAACUUGUUCUGACAAUCAGGGCUUUUUUUCCCAGAAGACGCACGAUGAAAACAGUCCGUCCACGUGGACGUCCGGACACGACGGGACCCGUGUCGUUUUUGGGGAAAGAUUUCAAAAAGAGAACAUUUGAAUCGAGUCGAUGAGGCCAGUCGACCUGGAGAAAGAUUCAAGCCUUAUCACUCUCCAUCGUAUUUACUGAGGUAUUUCAUUUCUCUUUUUCUUUAUUUGUUCCAGUGUAAAUCAGAACCAAUGAAUAAUCGGCAUUUACAAUGUUUUGAUUACGACUUUACAUACGUUUAUUUUUACUUUCUAUAUUUUCUGACCUCUUUAAAAAAAGAAAAUCCAUCUCGUCCCCGAGCCAAUAAUUUCAGAUUUUCUGUGAGCUUCAGGGAUGUGCUUCGUGUGUGUGUGUGUGUGUGUGUGUGUGUGUGUGUGUGUGUGUGUGUGAGAGAGAGUGCGUGUGAUCCAGCUGCAUCAUAUGGCUCGUCUUCAACACGCUUUACUGAUUGUCGUCGAUGUCAUUCUCGCUCUUGUCUUGAUCAUAUAUUUGCCUGCAUGUAAAGAGUUGCACAUAAGAACAUAGUCAUAAUUCAGGUUUUUGUUUUUUCCAUCAUUCAUCCCUCCGAAAGAAACAAAAACUAUUAAUGAUAACCGAUAUAUCGUUAUUACUGAUCGGGACCAACUCUGACACCGUGACAGUGAGUUGUUAUUAACGAAGCUAUUCGCUCUGAAAUCAAACUGCUACGAACGACGGACGAAGAGCAGGAGCUUUCUGUUUUUACUUUCUUUUUGUGUUUGUCUCAUUACGUUUUAAUUACGUCUAUAAUGAGUCUAUAAUGAGUCUGAUUCACUGGAUAGAUAUAUAUAUAUAUAUAUAUAUAU
Sebastes umbrosus (honeycomb rockfish) is the source of this 4253-nucleotide messenger RNA. RefSeq names its product LARGE xylosyl- and glucuronyltransferase 2 (gene large2). The coding region runs from base 758 to 3013 and encodes 751 amino acids. The record is from RefSeq and is a predicted model, not a curated record. Gene Ontology annotation, biological process: protein O-linked glycosylation via mannose. The transcript has 16 exons. NCBI's taxonomy places the organism in Eukaryota, Metazoa, Chordata, Actinopteri, Perciformes, Sebastidae. Gene Ontology annotation, molecular function: glucuronosyltransferase activity; xylosyltransferase activity.